AUGCUUUUAAUCACUUGCUCAUUUAGUCUUUCAAACAAGAAAGCCCUAAAGAAGUCAUCCAAGAAGCUUAAAGAAGCGGAAGACUUUGGAACUGAGCAACUUUCUAUUCCUCAGUUUAGUGCAAAGUCUCUUCGAACUAUGUUUACUUCUGAUCUUUACCUUGUUCCAACCACUCCUGCUGUUGAUCCUAAAGGUAAAAGGGUCAGCUUCGAUUUUAAGUUGGAUGUUAAGCUGUUGGAAGAAGCUCCUUUAGUCAACAACGUCUAUGCUUCUAAAGCCCUUUCCCGAAUGUGGGGCAACACUUCUCUAGAGCAUCUUUGCCAGCUUGUUUCAACUGUAAAAAAGUGUGUAAACAAGGUCACCUCUUCUCCUCCUAAAUGUGUUCUCUUGGUUAAUGGAAAAGAUUUCAAGCUAUUCAAGUUUGAAAAGGCCAGUUUCACUAUUUCUCAUGAAUCUGAGGUUGUUUAUGGAUGCCUUGUCACUAGUGAUUUUUGCAAGGGUCGUUUCCAGUCCCUUGGGAAGAUUGUGGUGAAUUCCAUAUACAAGGUAAAGAAAUGUGGAAAAGGCAUGAUGCAAGACUUUUCCAGAACUCCUCAACUUGAGCAAAACAUUUCAGACAAUCCUAAUUCUUACAAUGAUUAUGAUCUGAUUUCCAAAUCUCAGCCCAUUUCUAUCUUUUCUAACAAGAGGGUUUCUCAGUCUUCCACUAUUAUUUUGGAAUACAAUUCUGAGGAAGACGUUGAUAGUCUAAAUAAUGCUAUUUCCCUCGUGAAACAAGAGUUUUUUAACCCUCAGGUCAAAGGGAAAAAAAACGCUGAAAAUAUCUAUGUCAAAUCUGUGAACUCUUCUAUGACAACUGUGUCGAGCGAAAUUCCUUUCAGCAUUGUUUUGCCUACGCCUCCACCCAAAGUUGCUACUUGCACCUGGAAUUAA
Messenger RNA from Magnusiomyces paraingens, 933 nucleotides. RefSeq lists its product as uncharacterized. The record is from RefSeq and is a predicted model, not a curated record. The transcript has a single exon. Lineage: Eukaryota; Fungi; Ascomycota; Dipodascomycetes; Dipodascales; Dipodascaceae. The coding region runs from base 1 to 933 and encodes 310 amino acids.